AAGGGCAUCCGGGCUUCUUUAAAUAUAUAUUUAUGUUCUGGAACUCGUAGGACACAUCAGCUAAUUGACUACCGUCCUUCAGCACUCAUCAUAAUGGUAUGUCUUCAUAAACUUGUGGCACGCAACCACAAAGAAAUACCUGCAGUUCAUCAAAGGUCCAGAGAAGUGUCUUGGAGAUGAUCCGCUGAAGGAGACUAAUUAAUGGCAGCGAGCAUGACAUCAACCCCUCAAAUGAGCAAAGAGCAGAAUGUGUGGUUUUGUGUCAUGUUUGUGGUUGGCCUGAAUGACGUCCACUGGUUUGGACGCCACAGGACAAUAUAAAGGACACUUGUUCUUUCCCCUGGGGAGAUAAGAAGAUGGCUUCCCUUCAUACAAGCCAGAAGAUGCCGUGGGUCCCCACCAACUUACAGACAGCUGCUGGGAAGGACAUGUCUAACAGGAAAGUCCUGGUGCUGGUUUUGAUGUUGCUGCUGUCUCAACUGGCCUGUGAUGCUCACAGCGUGUCUGAGUGCUGCAGACAACCACCUCGCAGUUGUCGCCUCCAUGUGUUACUUUGUCGCUCUGGCAGCAAAAAUCUGGGGGGAACGCUCACAGGAGACGCUGCUGCUGGCAUUCUCACCCUGGGUAAACGGAGAGAAGAUGAUCGCUUGCAGAGCCGACUCCACCAGCUCCUCCAAGGCUCCAGGAACCAAGCAGCAGGGAUCCUGACAAUGGGCAAGAGGACUGAAGAGAUGGGUAGAGAGCAAUACAUAGACUGGAUGACUCAGUCAAGAACCCUUACAACGCCACUGCCCAUUUUAAACUAA
Epinephelus fuscoguttatus (brown-marbled grouper) is the source of this 806-nucleotide messenger RNA. RefSeq names its product hypocretin (orexin) neuropeptide precursor (gene hcrt). The record is from RefSeq and is a predicted model, not a curated record. Lineage: Eukaryota; Metazoa; Chordata; Actinopteri; Perciformes; Serranidae. Gene Ontology annotation, biological process: neuropeptide signaling pathway; feeding behavior. The transcript has 2 exons. Bases 357 to 806 code for a protein of 149 amino acids.